CAGUGCAGCAACAAAGUUAUUCCUAAGUCAAAAUUUCGUAAAUUCCUUAAACCAUUUUGGAAGACAGGCAAUCUGGGUCCUUUGCACAAAGCCAUGAAACAGGCAAGAACCAUUUGGAUUCGUGAUGGUAGUCCUCGUGGCCUUGCCUUUGAUUCAUUUCGCAAUUACAAAUUACAAAAACGUGCCUUCACUCGACAACUAAAAAGAUUAAAAUUUGAAUACGAUCAGAAACAACUCAAAGAUUUACAAGAUGCAGCCGAAGUUGACAGCGCUUUGUUUUAUAGAUUAGUAAAAAAUCACAAUGGUCAUUCUAAAUGCAAUCUUAAUAUUGGCCAUGAGUUACUAGUUGAUGGUAUUAUGAUUCGCGAUCCAGAUUUAAUCCGUGGCGCUUGGGUAGACCACUAUGAACGUUUGGGUAAAGAAUCUAAUCAUCAUCACUUUGAUAAUAAUUUUCAUGAUUACAUAGAAAACCAAUUCCCAUUAAUGUUAGAAAAGUCUCAUAGCAUGCAUGAUGGAAUUUUUGAGGAUCCAAUCACGUUUGACGAAUUAUCGCAUAGCUUGAGCACUUUCAACAACGGCAAAGCUCCAGGGCACGAUUUAGUUACUAUUGAGCACUUCAAAUUUUGUGAUACAAUUGUUCUUCAUUAUUUAUGUAGGAUCUUUAACGCGAUGAUUAGAAUUGCCAAAAUUCCACCGGCCUUUAAGUUGGG
Molecule: messenger RNA, 710 nt
Organism: Owenia fusiformis
Lineage: Eukaryota; Metazoa; Annelida; Polychaeta; Sabellida; Oweniidae
Source: the annotation of a GenBank genome assembly